Messenger RNA from Epinephelus lanceolatus (giant grouper), 4880 nucleotides. It is a transcript of the gene rnf157, whose product is annotated as ring finger protein 157. The record is from RefSeq and is a predicted model, not a curated record. Gene Ontology annotation, biological process: protein ubiquitination. Gene Ontology annotation, cellular component: cytoplasm. NCBI's taxonomy places the organism in Eukaryota, Metazoa, Chordata, Actinopteri, Perciformes, Serranidae. Gene Ontology annotation, molecular function: ubiquitin protein ligase activity.
CUCGUGACGGCUGUAUUGUACCGUUGUUCUGCCUUUGUCCCGUUUAUUUUAAUUUAAAAAUAUCACAGUAGUUAUUUUUAUGAGUUAGUGGUUGUUUUGCUGCGUAUUAACUCCCGGUAUGGUUGCUGUGUGGGUUGUUUUACAACUGUCACAGUCUGAAUCCUACUUGUUGCGGGAAAAAACGCAUUUAAAAAUGAUAGCGACAGUUGUUGUUGGGUAGAUUGUUGCACUUUUAGUGGCAUUCCCACACAUGUCCCGAGGGUAAUGUAGUUUUGCUACGGUUGUGUAUCCCUGUGUGUGUCCCACAGAGCCGUCCUCUCUGCACUGCAGUCAGCGCCACUCGCACAGUUGGCGUAGGAAGGUCACGUUACAAAGUGGGUCGGCACUCGCAGCUGCUGCUGGAGAGAGGAGGACUGCGCAAAAACCACGGCCCGGAUUUGUGCCUGCUUGACGUCAUGGGGAGCCUCAGACUUCUCUGACAGGAUCCAACAACGAGAAGCACCGGGGAUGUGCGAUCAACAUCCAGCGGGCCGGGAGAUGUCGACGAGCACACGGCUGUACUGAGCCGCAUACUCACGGGAGAUUUUCCGCUGUGACGGUGCGGCUGCGGCGCGCCAUGAGCAGAGCGCCUGUCCGCUGUUAAAGGGCUGCUUUCUGCCUCAAAACGAGCUGUUGACCAGGGAGGGAUAAGCAGCCGGAGGACUAAUCCCCAGGACGGUCACACAGAUUCACGGCGGGGCUUGGACCCGACAGAAAUGGACAGGGCAGCGCGAACUGGAUUACAUGAUAGGGAAUAAAAGAGACGCAGCGAACAAAGCCAACCUCAAGUGUUAUGCCCGUUAAUCCGUGCGGUCUUUAUUUGACUGGAAAUGGGAGCUUUAACAAGCAGACAAAACAUAGGCGUGGAAGAAGUGGACAUUCCGUCCAGUUCGGUGUACCGUUAUCCACCGAAAUCUGGAAGUUACUUCGCCAGCCAUUUCAUCAUGGGGGGAGAGAAGUUUGACUCCACACAUCCAGAGGGCUACCUGUUUGGGGAAAACACAGACCUUAACUUCCUGGGGACCAGACCUGUGGCGUUCCCGUACGCAGCCCCUCCACCUCAGGAACCAGUAAAGACGUUACGAAGCCUUAUAAACAUCCGCAAGGACACGCUGCGGCUCGUACGGUGCAGCGAGGACCUGAAGCUGCCAGGUGACGAGGCGGCAGGGAAGAACAGGGCCUGCUACAACGUAGAGUUCACCUUCGAUGCCGACACGCAGGUGGCCAUAACCAUCUAUUACCAGGCCAUAGAGGAGUUUCACAAUGGAGUGCCAGUUUACCUGCCUCAGGACAGCUCUCUGCAGUCUGAGACGGUGCACUUCAAGCGAGGAGUGUGCCAGCAGUUCUGUCUGCCCUCACACACUGUCAACCUCAGCGAGUGGGCUGACGAGGAGCUGCUGUUUGAUAUGGACAAAGAGGUUUUCCCCAUGGUGGUGCAGGCUGUCGUGGACGAGGGGGAAGAACAUUUGGGCCACUCUCACAUACUGCUGGCUACGUUUGAAAAGCACAUGGACGGGAGCUACUGCGUGAAGCCUCUGAAGCAGAAACAAGUGGUGGAUGGAGUGAGUUAUCUGCUGCAGGAGAUCUACGGGAUCGAGAACAAAUACAACAGCCAAGAAUCAAAGGUUGCCGACGACGAGAUCAGCGAUAACAGUGCAGAGUGUGUGGUGUGUUUGUCGGACGUGCGAGACACGCUCAUCCUGCCGUGCAGACACCUGUGUCUCUGCAACGCCUGUGCAGACACUCUGCGCUACCAGGCCAACUGCUGCCCCAUCUGCAGACUGCCAUUCAGAGCUCUGCUGCAGAUCCGAGCCAUGAGGAAGAAACUCAGUCCUCUCUCACCCACCAGCUUUAACCCCGUCAUCACUUCACAGACCUCAGACUCAGAGGAACACUCGGCGUCGGAGCACAUCCCUCCAGGCUACGAGGUGGUGUCGCUCCUGGAGGCGCUGAACGGCCCCCUCAACACCUCCGUGGUGAAUCCUCCCCCUCUCCACUCCGGCCCCAGCCACGUCUCCGGAGCACUUCCCCCGUACAGCAGCGAGCCACACCCGGCACCAGCCCGCUCCCUCUCCCCUCUAGACCACUCCAACUCCAGUCAGGGACUCAAACUCAAGAAGAGUGGUUCCAAGUCACUUUCCCAGAAUUCCUCUGUGCUUCCCGAGGAGGAGGAUGAGAAGUCUUGCAGUGAAUCGGAGGCCUGUCGCCACAAACUCGUCGUGGACCAGCAGGAGAACGGAGUGACUCCAGACAGCGAGAACCUGACUCUGUCCUCGUCUGGAGCCAUCGACCAGUCGUCCUGCACGGGAACACCGCUCUCCUCCACCAUCACCUCCCCUGAAGACCCAGUGAGCUGCAGCCUGGUCCAGUCAGUGAUGUCCAUGGCCUCGUCCCACUCGCAGCACUCCCACAUCAGCACUGACACCAUGUCCUCCAUGUCAGGGUCCUACCUGGCCGGGGCCGAGGGCGAGCCCGGGGGGGACGAGGGGGAAGAUGCUGAGGGCGAGGAGAACCAGGACGCCCCCAUGGAGAGCCGAGGACCGUCGCAGCAGUACGGGGAGUUUUCCCAGGAGCCAAAGGAACAAAACUACUCAGUGGCUGUAGAGGAGCAGGAUUCAGAGGGAAACGAUGUCACUGAAGAGGACUGCUCCUCGCCGUCCAACGGGAAAGGUGGGCGGAGCAGGUGUCCAGAGUUGGCCAAUAACAAUCAGGGCGUCGCCCUCUGUGACACGCCCUCUUUGGGGUUGGAUAAUGAGCAGGCUCCCGACAGCCGAUUCGCCGGUCUGAUGUACCUCGGGGGCUACAGGCCUAUUUUGGAGCCCCUCCCCCACCACAUCUCCACCAGCAACAUCAACCUGGAGGAGCAGGGGGCUGAGAACAGGGACGACCAGAGUCCUAAACAUCCUCGCCGCGGACCACUCAUUGUGUAACACACUCAAACAAACCCGCACACACACACACAGACACACACAGACUUCUCCAUCCAGAGUCAGCUCUUCCUACCCUGCCAUAGUGCUGCAUCGCUGGAUACUGUCCUCACUGAGCAGGGAACACCCCCCCCUCCAUCUGUAUCCGUCUGAACACUUCCUGGAUUGAUUGUCGUUGCUGGAAACUCGUCUCGAGGAGAAAGAGGAGGGAAGAGGAACAGAAAGGCAUCACGUGUCUGUCGUCUGUGCACUUUUAUCUCACAGGAGUUUCUUUGUUUUGUUUAUUUUUUUUGUCUGUGACCUAACUUGUGAGAUUGAUUAGCCUACUGCUACGUUAUUAUUUAUUACCUGUAGGUUUAACCAAUGAGAGCUGUGCAUUGUGACACUAUCUCUAGAAAAAUACAUGCUGCUCCUCUCCUCCUUUUUCCUGUCCUCUAUUACCAGCCAAACAGUCAGGGGCUACUGUGAUCGGCAAUCUGAUUUAUUACUAAUGUACUUCUUCUUCUUCUCUCUUAUAAACUAUAUGUUGAGUGAGUGCUCGGACACUGUUUGAAAGUCAGCUCACACCGGACUACCUUACUUUAGCCAACUAAAACGUGCUGACUCUUCUCCUCGGAUCAGGGAGCUCCCGUCUCGCAUGCAGCUUUCGACCUCUGCUGAUGUUUUCCUCUCAUUCCCGCCACGAUUUUUCAAACAACCUGUGCUGAAUGUGAAUACAGAGGCGGUCGGACCUGUAAGGUGGCGUACGAGCCGAGAACUGGCGGCCGGACUGGACAGAAAUGGACUGGAAACAAAAACGUCAAACAGAAUGUAGGACGUGGAUCUGUAAGAAGGGGAAUGUACAAGACAUUUAAAUCGUCGCCUAAACUGGAAUUAAAAAUAAACUUUGAAACUGGUUCUCCAAACACACACACACCCACAUACACACACACACACACACCACACCAUCCUCUCCUUCUGCAGCUCCAUCUUAGCAUGUCAGUAUUAUCAUAGUGCAACUGGAACAAGUACCAUAACAAGCAAUAACGAUGCCGAAGUUGCAUCUCCUCCCUUUUUCUCCUGCAGGAGGACGCUCACGUGCAGUUCAAACAAAGACUGUGUUUGCACUGGCCUGUAACAUUCACACAUUUCAACGUUAUUUUUUAUUUUAAUUUCGCCAUUGUAAAGGGAGUUAUUGUGAGAAAAGCAUCAUACAGUGAAUUUGAGAUUUAGGCCACACCGUGGUUAGCUGGCAUUUUGUUCAUGCUCAUAUUAUUCUCAUCCCGACGAGCCCUUCUCUCCUCGUUUGUGAAGCUUUUAGUUGUUUUGAUUUUGUAUAACUUUAUUGUAUAGCUCACCUGUUGUUGAUGUUCCCCGUUCCCUUGUUUUAAUUUGUUGCAAAACACUGUGUCGUUUAUUAGAAUGUGGAUGAAAAUAUGUGAAAAAUUUGUAAACGUUUACACACUCAUGCACACGUGUGCGCCCACAUAACAGAUAACUGAAAAGGGACAAUAUCAACAUUUAAUGCACUAUUAGCUGUUUCCUAGACGACACACUUUGCGGUGCAUGAGGCGAUAGUAGAGUAAGCAUGUUAGUCUAGGUCAGCCUGCACCCUCCUGUAGAAUACUUGAUGAUGGAUCACUGCACACACAGAAAACCGGACCAUAUCCUUCUGCAGUGUUAUAUAUCUGUUGCUGGCUCCCUUUUCCCUCGACCCUGAACUGUUAGGGUCAAGAGGACUGCACUACUAUAUCCAAGCUGCAAACAGUCACGUGAUCACAGUCCGAAUGUGUCGAUGAAGCCGUUCUGUGGCACCGGUCGCAGUAUGAUAUCAAAGGAAUGGGUCCCAAAUCUGUAAGACCCCCACUUUUCUAGAAUUAUGAGUGAAAAUGUCAAAGAAAACAUCAAAUGGAUAAUAAAGUUUUUGCAACUAAA